Molecule: messenger RNA, 2133 nt
Organism: Phragmites australis (common reed)
Lineage: Eukaryota; Viridiplantae; Streptophyta; Magnoliopsida; Poales; Poaceae
Exons: 7
Coding region: 149-1759 (536 amino acids)
Source: RefSeq, a predicted model, not a curated record
GCGACCAGCGACUCCGUCCGCGCACGGCACGUUUUCUCGCCCGCCACGGCGCCACCGCGCAAACCCACCUCGGCGAGUCAAGGGGGAAGGGGAAAAAAAAUCAACGCGAAUCGGCGGGACGAAGGCGCCGCGUGCGCCGCCGCCGGCGAUGGCGUUGGCGGCAUCCCCGCCGCUGAGGCGACUCCCUUGCCUCCUCCUCAUCGUCCUCCUCGCGAUGUCCGCCGCGGUGCCGCGGGGCGGGGCGGCGGUGCUGGGUCUGAAGGCGCCGUUCAGCCCCCGGGACGUGCUGCCCAUCCUGCCGCGGCAGGUGGCGUGGCCCGUGAUGAAUACGCUCCACAGCGCCGUCGACCUGCUGCCCUCCUUCGUCGCCGCCGUGGCGCCCGGGGCGCCGUCGCCCGCCGCGUGGAGCGGCGCCUGCUUCGCCGAGAACGAGGCCGCGAUCGAGCUCACCCCCGGCGACCGCAACGGUACCGAGGUCGGCGGCGCCGUCCUUCGCCUCAAGACUGCUUCAGCUCAAAGCUGGACAUGCAUGGAUCUUUAUGUGUUUGCAACACCAUAUAGGAUAACAUGGGACUAUUAUUUUGCUGCUCGGGAACACACUUUGGAGAUUAAAUCAUGGGAAGAAGAAGCAGAAUUGGAAUAUGUGAAGCAGCAUGGCAUUUCUGUUUUUCUUAUGCCAUCUGGGAUGCUCGGAACUUUGUUAUCUUUGAUUGAUGUCCUGCCUUUGUUUUCAAACACCGCCUGGGGUCAACAUUCCAACUUAGCCUUUUUGGAGAAGCAUAUGGGAGCUUCGUUUGAGAAACGUUCCCAGCCUUGGGUUGCUAAUAUUAGAAAAGAGGAUAUACAGUCUGGUGACUUCUUGGCUCUAUCAAAGAUUCGAGGUCGAUGGGGUGGGUUUGAGACAUUAGAGAAAUGGGUGACUGGUGCAUUUGCUGGGCAUACUUCAGUUUGCUUAAAAGAUGAGAAGGGUGAUCUCUGGGUUGCAGAGUCAGGCUAUGAAAAUGAAAAGGGAGAGGAAGUUAUUGCUAUAGUUCCUUGGGAUGAAUGGUGGGCCAUGGCACUCAAGGACGAAUCAAAUCCUCAGAUAGCCCUUCUGCCAUUACACCCUGAUGUCCGUGCCAGAUUUAACCAAAGUGCUGCAUGGGACUAUGCCCGGAGCAUGGCUGGAAAGCCUUAUGGCUAUCAUAACAUGAUAUUUAGCUGGAUUGAUACAAUAGGAGAUAAUUAUCCACCUCCUCUUGAUACUAACCUGGUAAUGGCUGUUAUGUCAAUGUGGACUAGGUUACAGCCACUUUAUGCUGCGAACAUGUGGAAUGAAGCCCUUAACAAACGAGUUGGCACUGAGGGUUUGGACCUUCAGGGGAUCAUUAUGGAGACCGAAAGACGCGGAAUGUCUUUUGAUCAGUUGCUCACAAUACCUGAGCAAGACGAAUGGGUAUACAGUGAUGGUAAAUCAACCACCUGUGUUGCCUUCAUUCUUGCAAUGUACAAGGAGGCUGGAAUGUUUGCUCCUUUUUCAGAGUCAAUUCAGGUUACAGAGUUCACUAUUCGGGAUGCAUAUAUGCUCAAGAUUUUCGAAGACAACCAGGCCAGGCUUCCAAGCUGGUGCAAUACGGAAUCCGACAAGCUUCCUUUCUGCCAGAUCCUCGGAGAAUACAGGAUGGAGCUGCCGGAGUACAACACGAUUGAACCGUAUGCCAAAAUGAAUGAGAACUGCCCGUCCUUACCCCCUACAUACAAGCGACCGUCGCGGUGCUGAUGGUGAGACCGUCUACGUAGGCACCGCAAGUAGAAUGUUGUUUUUAAGUUAUUGUGAAAAUAAACGACGCUGUAUAUAUAUGUUCGAUAGAUGAUCGUUGUCACAACUAAGGUAGUCUGUGCUCAGGUUUCCGCCAGUCAGCGCAGCAGUUCUGACUUCUGAGCCCCUGGCUGAAGUAGGCAACCAAUAUCAAGGGUAUGCAUGGCCGCUUGGGUAAUUAGAAAUAGCAAUACCAAGGGUAUUGCUUGACCUCUUGUGUAAGAAAUCUCUUGUAUGGAUAGAACACUGGAACUUUUGGCUAUGUAUGUAUGUUCUUGGCUUUAUAAAGUGUAUACUCCAUCGCGGGAAUAAAUCUACAAUACUUCAAACAGCAA